CCAGCGCUUCUUGCCCCCAUCUCUUUCAGCCUCAGGCGCAAGAGAGGCUCGGCUGACCUGCUGACUAGGAACAGAUAUGGCAACAACUCUGGGCAGCGGGGAGCGCUGGACGCAAGCUUACAUUGAUGCAAUUAGAAGAAACAAAUACCCAGAAGACAGACCUCCUGAAAGUCAUGACCCCUGUGGUUGCUGUAACUGCAUGAAGGCGCAAAAGGAAAAGAAGCCUGAGAAUGAGUGGAACCAGACCCGGCAGGGUGAGGGGAGCACCACUUAUACUGAGGAACAGCUACUUGGGGUACAAAGGAUCAAGAAAUGCAGAAAUUACUAUGAAAUUCUGGGAGUUUCUCGAAAUGCCAGUGAUGAAGAGCUUAAGAAAGCUUACCGAAAACUUGCCCUGAAAUUUCACCCUGACAAGAACUGUGCACCUGGAGCAACAGACGCUUUCAAAGCGAUAGGAAAUGCCUUUGCAGUCCUGAGCAAUCCUGACAAGAGACUCCGCUACGAUGAAUAUGGAGAUGAACAGGUGACUUUCACUGCCCCUCGAGCCAGACCUUAUAAUUAUUACAAGGACUUUGAAGCUGACAUCACUCCAGAAGAGCUAUUCAAUGUCUUCUUUGGAGGACAUUUUCCUACAGGAAAUAUUCAUAUGUUUUCGAAUGUGACUGAUGAUACCCACUAUUACCACCGGCGGCACCGACAUGAGAGGAUGCAGACACAGAAGGAAGAGGAAGAAGAUAAACCUCAGACUACAUAUUCUGCAUUUAUUCAGUUACUUCCAGUUCUCGUGAUUGUAAUUAUAUCUGUCAUUACUCAACUGCUAGCUGCUAAUCCUCCAUACAGUCUAUUCUACAAAUCGACCUUGGGCUACACCAUUUCCAGAGAAACCCAGAACUUGCAGGUGCCUUACUUUGUGGAUAAAAACUUUGACAAGGCCUACAGGGGAGCAUCUCUGCAUGACCUGGAGAAGACGAUAGAGAAGGAUUACAUUGAUUAUAUACAGACAAGUUGUUGGAAGGAGAAACAACAAAAGUCGGAGUUGACAAAUUUGGCAGGAUUAUACAGAGAUGAACGAUUGAAACAGAAAGCAGAGUCACUGAAACUUGAAAACUGUGAAAAACUUUCCAAACUUAUUGGCCUACGCAGAGGUGGCUGAGAGGAUGGUGGUCCUACACAGGGUUGGGGUUUUGCUACUUGUUACUAUUUAUGUUCCUAAUUCCAUUUUAUAAUACAAAAUUAGGAAAUGGACAUUUUAUAAUUUGCUAACUUUGUUUGGUGGGCAAAGUUGAAGGCGCUUGAGCAUGAAGCCAGACUUGUCAUCGCAGAAUCCUUCCUGGGGAUUAGCUCCAGGGGCCGGGAACAGUCCAUCUAAGUUGAAUUAAAGGCAAAGUGCUGGAUUCAACCCCCCAGCUCCACACCUGCCCUGCCUCUAGGAAUGUAAUUCAGGGCAUCACAGAGCAAAUCCAUGCAUUCUUCUUUCUUCCCUUCUUCACUUAAGUCUCAGUAUCCAGUCAUUCCUAGGCAUAGCCAAAGCAGCUUAAUAUUUAUUGCUUACAGUGUGCACCAAGAAUUGCACCUCAUCAUCUCCGCCAGGAUUUGGCCUUUGGAACAUGCUCCUGCUCAUAUUUCCAUUUUCUGAGGGGAAUGUGGAGAAAUGUAAACUAUUGUAGUCAGUAGUUUCCUAUUUGCCUCAUCUCUCUAUUCAGAGUUAUUAGCAUUAAUAAACUGCCUGAUUUGAGUUUC
Messenger RNA from Pteropus alecto (black flying fox), 1740 nucleotides. RefSeq names its product DnaJ heat shock protein family (Hsp40) member C18 (gene DNAJC18). The transcript has 8 exons. Gene Ontology annotation, biological process: cellular response to misfolded protein. Lineage: Eukaryota; Metazoa; Chordata; Mammalia; Chiroptera; Pteropodidae. Gene Ontology annotation, molecular function: Hsp70 protein binding. The record is from RefSeq and is a predicted model, not a curated record. Bases 77 to 1153 code for a protein of 358 amino acids. Gene Ontology annotation, cellular component: endoplasmic reticulum membrane.